GAUUUCUUCUUCCUGGCCACUGUGUCAUAUGACUCCAUCGGUUCAUCCGCUCUCAUCGCUGAUCUGUUUACACACAGACACUCGAAUUAAUUUAAAGCAAAAAUUAUAACAAUGGCCACAUUAUUAGCCAACAGGCCCGUGGAUCUCAACGGCCCACAAGCGGCGGCACGGGAGCACGCGCAAGCGGUGGUCAGAAACUACAUUUCCCAACCCAGACUGACCUACUCUACUGUGUCUGGUGUAAAUGGGCCACUGGUUAUCUUGGACAAUGUCAAAUUUCCACGUUAUGCAGAGAUUGUGCACUUGACUCUACCUGAUGGGACCAAGAGGAGCGGUCAGGUGUUGGAGGUCAUCGGCACCAAAGCUGUCGUCCAGGUAUUUGAAGGGACCUCAGGUAUUGAUGCUAAGAAGACCGCAUGCGAGUUCACCGGUGACAUCUUGCGAACACCCGUCUCAGAGGAUAUGCUCGGACGUGUCUUUAACGGGUCAGGUAAACCCAUUGACAGGGGACCUGUUGUGCUGGCUGAGGAUUACUUGGACAUCAUGGGUCAACCCAUCAACCCUCAGUGUCGUAUCUACCCCGAGGAGAUGAUCCAGACUGGCAUCUCUGCCAUAGACGGCAUGAACAGCAUCGCCCGUGGACAGAAGAUCCCUAUUUUUAGCGCCGCUGGAUUACCACAUAAUGAAAUUGCUGCUCAGAUCUGUCGUCAGGCUGGUUUGGUGCAGAAAUCCAAAGACGUGAUGGACUACAGUUCAGAUAACUUUGCUAUCGUCUUUGCUGCUAUGGGGGUUAAUAUGGAAACCGCACGUUUCUUCAAGUCAGACUUUGAGGAGAAUGGAUCUAUGGACAACGUGUGCCUCUUUUUGAACCUGGCCAACGAUCCUACCAUUGAACGCAUCAUCACCCCGCGUCUGGCUCUGACCACAGCCGAGUAUCUGGCCUAUCAGUGCGAGAAACACGUGCUGGUCAUCCUCACCGACAUGAGCUCCUAUGCAGAGGCUUUGAGAGAGGUGUCUGCUGCCCGCGAAGAAGUGCCGGGUCGUCGUGGUUUCCCAGGGUACAUGUACACUGAUCUUGCUACAAUCUACGAAAGAGCUGGAAGAGUGGAGGGCAGAAAUGGAUCAAUUACCCAGAUACCCAUUCUGACCAUGCCUAAUGAUGAUAUCACUCAUCCGAUUCCCGAUCUUACGGGAUACAUCACAGAGGGACAGGUGUAUGUAGACAGACAACUGCAUAACAGACAGAUCUAUCCACCCAUCAACGUGCUUCCGUCUCUCUCUCGUUUGAUGAAAUCUGCUAUCGGCGAGGGCAUGACUCGCAAAGAUCACGCCGAUGUCUCUAACCAGCUGUAUGCUUGUUAUGCCAUUGGUAAAGAUGUUCAGGCCAUGAAGGCUGUGGUGGGUGAGGAAGCGUUGACCUCUGAUGAUCUGCUGUACCUGGAGUUCCUGCAGAAGUUUGAGAAAAACUUCAUUGCUCAAGGUCCCUAUGACAACAGAACUGUGUUUGAGACACUGGAUAUUGGUUGGCAGCUACUCCGAAUCUUCCCUAAAGAAAUGCUGAAGAGAAUUCCUCAGAGCACGAUAGCCGAGUUUUAUCCCAGAGAGUCUGCUGCACGCCACGGCACCUCCUAAGACCUCUACGAACUUCAGGAGGCCCUGGCCAAGGUCACAUGACCUCUUUUCCCCCAAAACACCUCAUCUCUGACCCCUGUGUAACCGUGAAACAGAUUACAAUGGUAUUUAGAUGAUUGGGACAUAGCUCUGAGUUACGACACAUUUGUGAAGCACACAUACAAAUAAUGAUUUAAAAAAAUACGGCUUUAAGUAAUGUGUUAUGAAACCCACGUGUUAUGGCCUACAGAGAUUAUUCAUGUGUCCUUUUGUUGUGUUAUACAUGGUUAUGUGUGUUGUAUUUUUAGAAUGUCUACCAUUGUGAUUGUCUACCAUAUUUUAUGUUUGCUUUUGUCUUUGCUAACCGUUUUGUUUCUGAGAUGCAGAAACGUUUAGAUGUAGAUUUUCUUUCUUUUUUGAUAAAAAAAUUUCUGGCAGUUCACUGUUCCCAGUCUAAAGAGGAUGUUCAAAACAUUUAGGGAAAUAAUCAUGGCUUACUUGCACAGUGGUGUGUUUCCCAUUUCCUUUAUUCGGCACUGUACCAAACACACAAUCUUACCAUCCUUACAAUCAUUCCAGUGUAUUUGAUAAAACUUGAUUUAACUCUUAACUAAUCAUUUACUAGCCAUCCUUUGACAUUUUUGUUUUUAUUUAUUUUAAUGUACGAAACACUCUCAAAUAAAAGGCUGUACACCAAACAUCAAUCUGUGUUGACAGACAGGUAAUUGUAGGUGAUGAAUGAUCAUAUAGUGUGCGGUUAUCACUGACAGCCCUUAUUUCCCUUUCCUAGAAGAUGGAGGGUGUUUAUAGCAUAUGUGCUUUCAAAUGAACGAUGAACGAUUAAACUUUCCCAUGUCUUGUUUUGUGUGCAUAAAUGUGUUUGACCUGUGUUGCUGUUAAACCUGUCAAACCUCUCAGAUAAAAUAAAUUAUAUUAUAAUUGUGAUUGA
Molecule: messenger RNA, 2560 nt
Organism: Triplophysa dalaica
Lineage: Eukaryota; Metazoa; Chordata; Actinopteri; Cypriniformes; Nemacheilidae
Gene: atp6v1b2a
Product: ATPase, H+ transporting, lysosomal, V1 subunit B, member a
Exons: 14
Coding region: 112-1632 (506 amino acids)
Biological process (GO): ATP metabolic process; proton transmembrane transport
Cellular component (GO): proton-transporting V-type ATPase, V1 domain
Molecular function (GO): proton-transporting ATPase activity, rotational mechanism; ATP binding
Source: RefSeq, a predicted model, not a curated record